AUGUCUUCUAUCGAAAUCUGUGCCUUUCAGAACGUAACAGUGCCAGACAUUGACAACGUUCAACAAUCAAUUCAAGGGACUCUAAAUGGAUUUGAUCAGAUUGUGAAACUUGUGACUCAAGGCCAGAUCAUUCAAACUUCAGACGAGGUCAUUCAAACAUGCAUCGAAAAGAUACUUAAUGAAGGAAAAAUCUUCUGCAAAUUAACCCGUGAAAGUGCAUCUGGAAGCGAGAGAAUAGCUCAUUAUUGCUUAGACAUUAUAUCAUACGUCGAGACACUUACGAAUGAAAAAAUAACUGGUGAAGAGUUUCUUGAGGUGCUUGAUGGUUUAUUGUCGAAUGCUAAUAAGUGUAAGAGUGAAGCUGUCUCCUUAAAGAACGGAUAUACUCAAAUUUAUAACAACUUGAAUGAAAUCUCCGAAGAUUUAACAGAAUAUGAAGAUCAUCUUCAAUCUGCAAUAGCUAAAGAAAUUAAUGACUCAAAUAAUAUGAGUGAAGAAAAAAAAGAGGCUAAAACAUUAAAAUGGAUGAGCAUUGCUGCUGGUGCAGGAUUAACUGCCCUAACUCCUUUUACGGGUGGUCUUUCUGCAAUCGGUGUACCCUUUACGGCGCAAUGGGCCAGUGAAAAUGCGACAAAAGAAAAAGAAUAUCGCGUCUCUAGAGAUCAAGCUCGUGCUACUGUGUUAAAAUUGAAUGGCAUUAGAUGCUCUGCCCGAGACAUUAUUACACAAACAAACUCCAUCAUCGAUAUUAUUGACCACUUUCAAGUGUUCUGGGAUAAGCGGGUCGAUGAAAUUCAACUCCUCACUACAGAAUUCGAGGAAAAAAAGACGAAGCAUUUGAAAUACAAUAAAUUGAGUGCAUCUCCGGUUAUUAAAAAAUGGGGAAAAUUUUGUGAUCGGUACACCUCCUAUUCAACUAAUGUCAGGUCUUUGUUGAAUAAUGCUGAGGUGGAUGGAAGAAUUGCAAUAUCUAAUUGA
Messenger RNA from Ambispora gerdemannii, 978 nucleotides. NCBI's taxonomy places the organism in Eukaryota, Fungi, Glomeromycota, Glomeromycetes, Archaeosporales, Ambisporaceae. The record is from the annotation of a GenBank genome assembly.